GUUUUAGUCCAUUGCCAGCAUUUGUGAUAGAGGAACACAAACUUUUGCGACCUCAGACCUUUAAACGGUUUUGGGCUUUAAUCGAAUUUGACCUAAUCGUGCGUAAACAACCCAACAAAAAACACACACACAAACAAAAAGGAAAAUAACAAUACCCAAACCUCCGGACACGCCUCGGGAAAUAGAUUCUUGUUAUUGUCACGCGAAAUCAACAUGGAGAAAUCAUUCUCAAUAUCUCCCUGGAAAUAUGCUCUAUUUGCCACAUGCAUUUUGAUUGUGGGCUGUAACAUUUUCUUCUUUUCCUGUGGAGUGGUCACCUGGGGGUCAGCAUCGUCGGUCUAUGGCAGCUAUGCAGUUGCUUUAUGCGGUGUCUCUGUAUUUGCGGCUGCUUUUCUAGGUGUCUAUGUGGCUCUUAAAGAGUCCUAUAAAUACUCAAUUUAUUAUUUACUCACUACCAUAUUAGUUAUGGGAUUGCUGACCACAUAUUUCUUAACAUUCUCGUCGACCAAAGAUCAACUGAUGACACAAUUCGAGGAACGGAUUCAAAGUUUGUUCGAUGCAAAAACUCAUCAUUUGGAUACCAUGCAACCCAUACACAGUCUAUUUCGUUGCUGUGGCCUACAGGGGCCAAAGGAUUACUUGUCCGAGCAGAAUGAGGGGCAGGGAGCAUUACCAGCCAGUUGUUGUUAUAGUUUUGAUUGUACCAAUCCUUCGCAUGUAUUUGAAGAGGGUUGCUCGACAAAGGCGACAGGAAAUUUGAAAUUACAAGCGGAAAUUAAUUAUUACGCUUGUGUGGCCAUUUUUUGCCUCGAGGUCUUGGGUCUACUGACUGCCUUCUUUAUGGGCAAGGCCCGCAAACAUGCCAAAACUAAAAUCAAGGACGAAGAAUCUCCCAUCAAUAAUGAUGAUUAAAUCAAUUCCAUAUACAGAAAUUGAAUAACUACACCAUUACAUGUAUUCCAGAACAAAUUGAUUAAUUCAAUUAGUUGAUUUGCAGUUAGAAAUAAAGAAACAAAAAAUAAACAAACAAUAUUAGAAACUA
This is a messenger RNA of Drosophila willistoni, 1042 nucleotides long. RefSeq names its product CD63 antigen. Bases 214 to 912 code for a protein of 232 amino acids. The transcript has 5 exons. Gene Ontology annotation, cellular component: membrane. Lineage: Eukaryota; Metazoa; Arthropoda; Insecta; Diptera; Drosophilidae. The record is from RefSeq and is a predicted model, not a curated record.